Messenger RNA from Pseudopipra pipra, 780 nucleotides. RefSeq names its product class II histocompatibility antigen, B-L beta chain-like. NCBI's taxonomy places the organism in Eukaryota, Metazoa, Chordata, Aves, Passeriformes, Pipridae. Gene Ontology annotation, biological process: antigen processing and presentation; immune response. Gene Ontology annotation, cellular component: membrane; MHC class II protein complex. Bases 1 to 780 code for a protein of 259 amino acids. The record is from RefSeq and is a predicted model, not a curated record. The transcript has 4 exons.
AUGACGGGUGGGGACGGGGCACCCCCUGACCCGUGUCCUGCACACACAGGGGUGUUCCAGUGGAUGGGAAAACAGGACUGUCAUUUCAUCAAUGGCACCGAACAGGUGAGGUUCCUGGAGAGGCACUUCUACCACCGGGAGCAGCUCCUGCAUUUUGACAGCGAUGUGGGGGUCUAUGUGGGGGACACCCCAUUUGGGGAGAUCCAGGCCAGAGACUACAACAGCCACCGUGAAUAUCUUAAGUACAGACGGGGUCAGGUGGACACGUACUGCCGGUACAACUACAAACUUGGUACCCCGUUCAGCGUGGAGAGGAGAGGUGAGCCUGAGGCAGAGCGGGUCCCCUCGGGCCCUGCCCCGGAAAUGACCCUGGAGCCCCUCAAACCCUCCCUGGGAAUCACCCCAGACCUCUCAGCCCUCCCUCCCAGUGUGUCCAUCUCGCUGGUGCUGUCGAGCUCCCAGCCCGGCCCCGGCCGCCUGCUCUGCUCCGUGAUGGAUUUCUACCCUGCGCCGGUGCAGGUGAGGUGGUUCCAGGAUGGGCAGGAGCUGCCGGAGCACGUGGUGGCCACCGAUGUGGUCCCCAACGGGGACUGGAGCUGCCAGGUGCUGGUGAAGCUGGAAAUCCCCCCCUGGCGCGGGGUCACCUACAGCUGCCAGGUGGAGCACAUGCCACCGGACACCGUCCGCAGCAAGAUCCUGGUGGGGGUCGGGGGCUUCGUCUUGGGCUUGGUCUUCCUGGUGCUGGGGCUCGGCUUCUACCUGCGGGAGAAGAGCUCCUGA